UUGUUUCUUUAUCCUUGUUUUCUCGUCUCAGACCUAAGUUGACCUUGACAGUGGUCCAGGGGAAGUGGCUUGGCAUUCGGGACAAGCACUGGACUUGGAGGUGUCUGUGUCACAACAAAGGUGGUCCAGGUGGGGAGCUGUCCCUUUAACACAGGAGGAGGGGUCAAGGCCACAGGAAGCUGCAGGAAGCUGGCAGAGCCAGUGCCCAGGCACGCUGGUGGGCAGCAGGCUGGGGCUGAGCUGGUCUGGGGACUGUUGAGAAGGAAGCUAGACCAUGAGCUCCGGCAAAGCAGGGGCUGCCUCUGACGUGUCCCCUCCUGGGUCCCAAAACCUGGAACUGCCUGGCACAUAGGACUCUUGGCUGGAGCUGCCGGGGCUAGGACGUUUGUGCCCUCCUGCAGGCCCUCUAGGUGGUUGCUGGGAUGGAGCGCCCUCUGGCGGAGUGUGCCAAGGGUGAGCACUUCCACAUCGUCACACCUCUGCUGGAGAGCUGGGCACUGUCCCAGGUGGUGGGCAUGCCUGUCUUCCUCAAGUAUGAGAAUGUGCAGCCGACUGGCUCCUUCAAGAUCCGUGGCAUUGGACAUUUCUGCCAGGAGGUGGCCAAAAAGGGAUGCAGACACCUGGUGUGCUCCUCAGGGGGUAACGCGGGCAUCGCUGCUGCUUACGCUGCUCGGAAGCUGGGCAUCCCAGCCACCAUUGUGCUCCCCGAGGGCACCUCUCCGCAGGUGGUGAGGAGGCUGCAUGGGGAGGGGGCCGAAGUUCAGCUGACUGGAAAGGUCUGGGACGAGGCCAAUCUGAGGGCGCAAGAGUUGGCCAAGAAGGACGGCUGGGUGAACAUCCACCCGUUUGACCACCCCCUGAUAUGGGAAGGCCACGGGAGCCUGGUGCGGGAGCUGAAGGCAGUGCUGGGGACCCCACCGGGUGCCCUGGUGCUGGCAGUGGGGGGCGGAGGCCUCCUGGCCGGGGUGUCGGCUGGUCUGGCAGAGGUGGGCUGGCAGCACGUGCCCAUAAUUGCCAUGGAGACGCAAGGGGCACACAGUUUCAAUGCGGCCAUCAAGGCAGGCAGGCUGGUGACACUGCCGGACAUCACCAGUGUAGCCAAGUGCCUGGGUGCCAGGACGGUGGCUGCACAGGCCCUGGCGUGUACGAAGGAGUUCAAGGUCUUCUCUGAGGUGGUGGAGGAUUCUGAGGCCGUGAGCGCCGUGCAGCGGUUCCUGGAUGAUGAGCGAACGUUGGUGGAGCCUGCCUGCGGGGCAGCCUUAGCUGUCAUCUACUCAGGCCUCCUGGGGAGGCUCCAGGCUGAGGGCCGCCUGCACCCUUCCCCGGCCUCGGUCGUGGUCAUCGUGUGUGGAGGCAACAACAUUGACAGUGGAGAGCUACAGGCUCUGAAAGCCCAGCUGGGCCAGGGCUGAGGGAACCUGGUUUAGGAGGGCCGGCUGGGCCCCAGUGAUCCCCAAGAGGCUCCUGGACACCCCUGGAGGGGGUUGCUGGCUGAGGGGCCUCUGUGCUCAUGGAUGGCAGUGGCAGCUGCCCUGUGUUGCUACGCUGGCUGCCUCCUACAGGAAGCCCUCCUGAACUGCUCCCUUUGGCUUCCCUGCAGCUCUGGCCAAUAAACCCUUUCUGAGUUGGGCCUGUAACUCCAGCAGGUCCAUUUUUUCCACCUCCAUGAACUCAGAGAAGGCACACAGCAACCUGAUGCCAGCACUCUGAUGAAGCGACUCUUUUCACAUCACACGGCUUGUGCAACAAAGCCAAGAAUUCAGAACUCCGGUUCCUAAGGGAAUCUGGCCAUGCUGAGCUUCUAACUGGGCUUCCCUUACCUGGCAGACCUGCUCAGGAAGGGGAGGGGGACAUUCUGUCACUUCUCAGGCCUGGGCUGGUAGGACAAUAUUGCCAGUCUUUAUCAAGUGCUUGUCAUGUGCCAGAAAUGCUUCUAAGAACUUUCUAUUCAUUGUCCUCUUUAACGUUCACAAAGGCACUAUGAAGUAGAAACCAUUAUUAUCGUCCCUGUUCUACAGAUGGGGACACUGAGGCAUGGAAAGGUGACAUAACUCGCUCGAGGUCACACAGGCUGGAAUGUAGCCCAGCCAGUUUCAAACCCUGUGAUUUUCGACAUGACUCUGUAUUUCUUGGACCUCCACCUUCUUUGUGUGGUGGGACAUUGGAGAAGGAGGUAGGGCCUCCAGGUCGGUCUGGACACACCUGUGGGUCACAAGGAGGGUGGACACUGGUCCUGAAACUGGACACCUGCAGCCCCUGGAAAGGAUCUCUUCGGAAACCGAGAGAAAAAUUAGAAUCCUUUGUGGCCACCAGGGGGCAGCAAAUUGUCUCCAAUGGGGAAGCCCCCGGCUCCAGGCAGGUGAGACCUGCCCCAGGGUCUUCCUUGACUCUACCCAGCCGGGGGGUGCUGAGGUCCCAGAGGCGAAUGGGCCCACACAGUCUUGGCAUGGGGGGAGCCCUAUCCAACCCCUCCCAGUGCUGCAGGAAACAAGGCUCAGAGAGGGUGGGGGCCACCCUGUAGACAUCGACCUCGGUUGCCAAGGUUGUCCCUCCAGAAGCCUCCAGGACCCAGCUCUAUGUCCUUGUGGGUUCCUAGAAUAGACACUGAGUGCUCCAGAGCGGGACACAGCCAGGCUUGAGCCUGAACUUUGUUCCUACUCACUACUCCAGUGACCUUGAGUAAAUGAUGCUCUGGUUCAGUACCUCAGUGUUCUAAUCAGUAAAAUGGUUUGUUUGAAGAUUACUACUAGGACCCGGCAUAGGUAUAGUCCUUCAAUAAUUGCUAGUUCUUACCACCUCCUGAGUGUUCCUCCUGCAACAAUGAGGGGUGUGGAGGAACUAGUAGUUAUUCUUGUGUUGAGCACCUACUGUGUGCUUCGGGUCUUAGCAGUCAUUUCAUUUAAUCCUGCAAUAACCUAUGUGGUAGAUAGUAUUAUAAUCUUCAUUUUUGCAAAUGAGGAAACCGAGGCACAGAGCAGUCAAGCACUUACUCCGAGUCACACAGCUGAACUGGAAUGCUACUAUGUAAACACCUGGGCUUGUGCCUCUAACCACGACUGCUCUCCUACCUCCUUUCCUUUGCUUAAGCCAUGCCCCCUGCAUGCCAUGCCCUCUACGAUUCUAAAUCCUACACAUUCUUCGAAGGCCAGUGUAAGGGCAGCCUCCUCCCUGAAGCCCCUGGGAUUGCUUCAGCCAGAGACCAUCUCCCCAACCCCGCACUCCUCCAGGUGAGCGGCAGAGCCCGUCUCCACUCCAGGUGCUCUGUCUCCCACUCCGGCUCCUGUCCUUGGCUGCACUCAUGGGAGACUUGUCAGCUGCCGUUUGCUCCUCUCCUGGUCUCGGCAAGCUUGAGAUAAGAACCCGAGGGGCCUGUUGACCCUGUCCAGAUAACACACGUCAAUUACCUUGGAGGAGCCCUUCCUGGCUGGCACCCAAGGAAUGCCAAGGGCAGGGCAGAGGCACAGGGCGAGAGCAGGACGUGGACGGUUGAAGCUGAGGUGAUGGUGUUAUGACCUGAUGUAGCAGGCUGGGCACUGGGGCUGAGAAACUAUUGCCAUUCUGCCUUUGCCCUCCUGGACCACUCAGUGGGGGAAGUGGGGAGCCUACAAGGAGGGUCCUGGGAGCAGGAGAUUUUCUAUAUUGGUCCAGGGCUCUGUGGAGAGCACUGAACACUGGGUCACCAGGUGUGUGUACCUGCCUGAGAUACACCCAGCUUCCCCAUCCCAGCUGGGGCCCCUCUCCUGGGAGGGGGGCCCUUUGGUUCCCUGUGGGUUCUGUCGGCCGAGGUUCCCUCUGUCUUCUCAUCAGCGGGACUCU
This is a messenger RNA of Balaenoptera musculus (blue whale), 3816 nucleotides long. RefSeq names its product serine dehydratase like (gene SDSL). The record is from RefSeq and is a predicted model, not a curated record. Gene Ontology annotation, biological process: L-serine catabolic process; L-threonine catabolic process. The coding region runs from base 423 to 1412 and encodes 329 amino acids. The transcript has 10 exons. Lineage: Eukaryota; Metazoa; Chordata; Mammalia; Artiodactyla; Balaenopteridae. Gene Ontology annotation, molecular function: L-serine ammonia-lyase activity; pyridoxal phosphate binding; threonine deaminase activity.